AUGGCAAAUGUAAAUAAUCCACUGAAUUCGGCUCCUGCAACUUCCUCUACUAGUGCCAUAUAUAACUGGGCUGCGUCAUCAAAACUCAAUGAACUCGAGACAGCAAAAACCCGAAGAGUAGCGCAAAUGUCUCCAACGGCAUCAUCAUCUAACGAUCCUCCACAGACUUCACUUGGUGGCUUACCGACCAGAAUGCACACGAAUUCUGCUAGUUCACCGAACAUUGCAAUGCAGCAGCCAGCACUUUCUAGUGACACAGAUGCAAAUGAAGGCCAGAGUUCUGUUAAAAAAAUCAUACAUGAAACGAUGAUGUCAAAUCAGCUUGGUGGUGGUAUCAUGGGCAUCAAUAAUGGCGAAUGA
Messenger RNA from Coffea eugenioides, 360 nucleotides. RefSeq lists its product as uncharacterized. The transcript is spliced from 2 exons. Lineage: Eukaryota; Viridiplantae; Streptophyta; Magnoliopsida; Gentianales; Rubiaceae. The record is from RefSeq and is a predicted model, not a curated record. Bases 1 to 360 code for a protein of 119 amino acids.